This is a messenger RNA of Leguminivora glycinivorella, 743 nucleotides long. RefSeq names its product iron-sulfur cluster assembly 2 homolog, mitochondrial. Bases 126 to 551 code for a protein of 141 amino acids. Gene Ontology annotation, biological process: iron-sulfur cluster assembly. The transcript has 3 exons. NCBI's taxonomy places the organism in Eukaryota, Metazoa, Arthropoda, Insecta, Lepidoptera, Tortricidae. Gene Ontology annotation, molecular function: 2 iron, 2 sulfur cluster binding; 4 iron, 4 sulfur cluster binding; iron ion binding. Gene Ontology annotation, cellular component: mitochondrion. The record is from RefSeq and is a predicted model, not a curated record.
GUCAAAUUAGGUACUCUAUUUUAGUUUUGCUUUCCUAUCCUAUUAUAAUCCUGUAAAUCAAAAUUCACAAAAUUGUGUAUGCCAUUAAAUUUUUACAAGACAUAAAUAUAUAUAAAAAAAGAAAAAUGCUUCGGAAAGCGAGGCCACUGUUGUGUGCAAUCCGCGCUCAACGUAAUAAUGUAUAUUGUUUACGCAAUAUCGAGACAUCACCUGCGCCACAAGAGGGGAUCGUGAUCAGCGAGAGCUGCGUUCAAAAAUUGAAACAGCUAUGUGACGAUGAGAAGAGCUUCUUACGGGUAUGCGUCGAAAGCGGGGGCUGCUCAGGAUUCCAAUACAAAUUUGAUUUGGACACUAAACUUCAAAAUGAUGACAGAGUAUUUGAAAAAGAUGGAGUCAAAGUAGUAAUAGAUGAUACGUCACUUGAAUAUAUCAAGGGAUCUACAAUUGACUAUCACACUGAACUGAUUCGAGCAGCGUUUAGAGUGGUCCAGAAUCCUAAUGCAGAUUUGGGUUGCUCAUGCGGGGCAAGUUUUGCUAUCAAAAUUGACUGAAGUACAGAUGGCCAUCCGAAGUUUCGACCUGACAUACACUAGUGCGUAAAAAGAACACCAUCUGUACUAAAAAAAAAUUUUGAAUCCUACUCAAUAAAUUAAAAAAACUGUAAAUAUGUUAAAGCAAUGUAGACAUUUAGUUUAAUUUAUUUCCAUCUGUGAUAUAACAAUAAAGAAUUUACAGCAGUAUAA